UAUCAUUGCACACUCACCUCAACACCUUAAGAAACAAACAACACAAACUUUGUUCUUCUUUCUUCUCUCUUGCUCAUCUUGAAUACUUAUCCAAGAAUGUCUGGGGUUUGGGUGUUCAAGAAUGGCGUGGUACGACUAGUGGACGGUGCGGAGGCCAUGGAGGGUGGCCGAGGGUCAGGUGGACGGCGCAAGGUGCUUGUUCACACCGCAAGCAAUGAGAUCAUUACAUCUUAUGCGGUCUUAGAGCGAAAGCUUUAUUCGCUAGGAUGGGAGCGUUACUAUGAUGACCCUGACUUGCUUCAAUACCACAAACGCUCCACCGUUCAUCUUAUCUCCCUCCCUAUGGAUUUCAAUAGGUUCAAAUCCAUGCACAUGUAUGACAUAGUUGUGAAGAACAAGAACUCCUUUGAAGUUAGGGACAUGAUGAUGUAGGCCAAGAAAUUAAAAACAACUAAUCUCUAUGCAUGACCUUGUAAUUUGGAUUCUUGGUUUUGCUUCUAAGUCGUAUGUGUGUUGGUUUGAUUUUUGAUUAGUGUGACUUAACAUGAUUUAGUCACAUUAAUUUGUGUAUUUUGUGCACAGGUUUGGGUUUUGAUUACUAUAUUUUGUAACAUAGAGGCACGUUUUGUUUGUGUUUUCGAGUGGCUGUGAUUUGUGUUGGGGUGCUGUAGAUAUAAAGUUUGGAGUUUUUCACAA
Molecule: messenger RNA, 696 nt
Organism: Trifolium pratense (red clover)
Lineage: Eukaryota; Viridiplantae; Streptophyta; Magnoliopsida; Fabales; Fabaceae
Product: flowering-promoting factor 1-like protein 1
Exons: 1
Coding region: 97-432 (111 amino acids)
Biological process (GO): regulation of flower development
Source: RefSeq, a predicted model, not a curated record